AUGUCCCACCCGCUAGGCAUCAUUUUCUGGUUGCUCUCUCUCGCGUGUCUGGCCAGUGGCAUGGCAAACUACAUGAAGACAGUCACCAAGUACGCUGGACGACGUGCACUGGUACAGUCGGGGAUUAAAACGCAGCUGAUAUUCGGCGUGGUCGCGACAGCCAUCAUUGCGGCGUGCGCAUUGUUCCUGGGUGCAGCGGCACAAGCUGUAGGAUGA
Messenger RNA from Exophiala aquamarina CBS 119918, 216 nucleotides. RefSeq lists its product as uncharacterized. The transcript has a single exon. The record is from RefSeq and is a predicted model, not a curated record. Lineage: Eukaryota; Fungi; Ascomycota; Eurotiomycetes; Chaetothyriales; Herpotrichiellaceae. Bases 1 to 216 code for a protein of 71 amino acids.